Messenger RNA from Nerophis lumbriciformis (worm pipefish), 1820 nucleotides. RefSeq lists its product as uncharacterized. Gene Ontology annotation, molecular function: pattern recognition receptor activity; protein binding. The record is from RefSeq and is a predicted model, not a curated record. Gene Ontology annotation, biological process: toll-like receptor signaling pathway; defense response to virus; positive regulation of interleukin-6 production. Gene Ontology annotation, cellular component: plasma membrane. NCBI's taxonomy places the organism in Eukaryota, Metazoa, Chordata, Actinopteri, Syngnathiformes, Syngnathidae.
UGGAGGAAGGAAGAGGAGAGGUUCCGCUCUAAUGGUUGUAAGGAUGCAGGAGGAAGAGGAUCUCUACUUCAACAUACUUUUUUUUUUAGAAGAUCCAGAUUGGGAUUCUGAAUAAACGGCAACUACUCCUCAGAGCACUCCUGAUCCAUAACUACAGCGUCGCCAUGCCGACGCCUGCCAUAUCUGUAGCAACCGAGCAUCCUCAGAGGAGUGUGGCAGUUUAUGAUGUUUCUACGCAGGCCGCUUCCCACUGAGGCCACAGAGUGUUGAGAGAUGCUUCAUCAUUGGAGCAUCCUUGUCGUCACUCUGCUGAGGAUGGGGCUUGUGGGGGGAUGCCUGUGUCCACCUGCCACCAUCUUGUCUGCGCUCCCAUCAGAGGUGCCCGCCAAGGUCUGUUGCCUAAACUUCUCCGGCUCCACUUUGGACCACGUGCAGUGGUCUCGGCUGACCAACCAGACCGGUCUGCAGAUUCUGGAUCUUUCCCACUGCAACAUGACCUCAGUGAAGCUGUCAGGGGUGGGGGCCUCCUUGCUGGAAAAGGUUUACUUGGGCCACAACGGAAUAGCAGUUUUGCCACAGAACUUCCUGGCUGGACAGCCCCGCUUGGAGGAGGUAGAUCUCAGCUGGAAUAGACUUAAGAAGCUCCCAGAAGGUUUCCUGCAGGACUCGGACAACCUGAAGAGGUUGUUUCUGCAGGACAAUCAGCUUCGCUUCCUUCCGGCCUCGGUGCUGCAGAGGCCCGCUCUGCAGAGCCUGGAGCUGGCCGGGAACCCUUGGGACUGCUCCUGCUCUUUCCUGGAUGUACUGCAGGACAACAAGGACACAAAGACAGAGGGCUUGGCGAGAAACUUGACAUGCGUCUCCCCCUGGAAACUGGCAGGCCGGGUGGUGUGGUCCGUGAACCUCAGCGACGUGUGCCGCCCGACCAGCCUCACUGCGCUCUUCAUUGCCCUCCCGCUCCUCAUUCUUUCCACCCUUGUGGUCUGCUGGUGCUGCGGGAGGAAGAGGAAAGAAGCCCCCACGUUGUGGGCCUCAAAAAAAAGGACUCGCAGUUUCCACGGCACUGGGGCGAAAGGUCACCGCAAGAUGCCGGCCCCUGAAGGUGUCGAGAAGAAGUCGAUUGACAGUGUUGGGCAUGACGUCCAGGUUCCCAAACUCCUGGGCAGUGCCGCCGACAUCGAUGAAGAGAAGGAGCUCCAGAAGGGUUCUGUGGAGUCUCUCCCGCCAGAGGCAAAGCCGAGCAGGUCCGAGUUUGACUCGGUUAGUGUGACGGAGGUGCUGAAAGACUCGGCGGCCCGGGAGAAAGCUUACAUGACUCAGUCCACGGAAUAUUACAGCCUGGUACCAGGAAUACAGUUGGAUGACUCGGACCAUGGCGAGUAGGACAAGGUGGACAUUUUAAGAUGUUUGUUUUGGAAACUUACUACAAUGGAAAAUCCUGAGGUUGAAAAUAUGAUUUUAUGAUUUUAUGAUUUUUUUUUUUUUGCAUUUCAUUGCUGUUUGCCUUUAUAGUGCAUGCUCACAUAAAAAUUGUGCAAAACAUUCAUACUUUGGCCUAUUUUCAAUACUUCUGAAGAUAUCAACAACUGCAUCUUUUUUUAAGUUACACUUUACUGGACUUGUAACACAUUGAACUGAGUGAAUUACAAACCCCGUUUCCAUAUGAGUUGGGAAAUUGUGUUAGAUGUAAAUAAAAACAGAAUACAAUGAUUUGCAAAUCCUUUUCAACCCAUAUUCAGUUGAAUGCACUACAAAGACAAGAUAUUUGAUGUUCAAACUCACAAACUUAAUUUUUUUUUGCAAAUAAUAAUUAACUUAGA